AUGAGGAAACACCUGGGUGGAUGUCAGCUGGCCAUUGUCUGUGUCCUGCUCUUCAGCCAGCUCGCCUCCAUCAAGGCAAGAGGCAUAAGGCAUAGAAUCAAAUGGAACAGGAAGGCCUUGCCCAGUACCUCCCAGGUCACAGAGGCCCAAAGGAUGAAGGUGCAGAUGCACCCCGGGGCCUUCAUCAAGGAAGGCCGGAAGCUGGAUAUCGACUUCGGACCUGAGGGCAACAGGUACUACGAGGCCAACUAUUGGCAGUUCCCCGACGGGAUCCACUACAAUGGCUGCUCCGAGGCCAACGUGACCAAGGAGAAGUUUGUCACCAACUGCAUCAACACCACCCAGGCUGCAAACCAGGAAGAGCUGUUCCAAGAGAAACAGGACAACAAGCUUCACCAGCAGAUCCUGUGGCGGCUGAUCCAGGAGCUCUGCUCUGUCAAACACUGUGACUUUUGGAUAGAAAAGGGAGCAGGACUUCGGGUUACCAUGGACCAAACUGUGAUGCUCUGCCUGCUGGUUUUCAUUUGGUUCAUUGUGAAAUAA
Messenger RNA from Pteronotus mesoamericanus, 543 nucleotides. RefSeq names its product prion like protein doppel (gene PRND). Gene Ontology annotation, biological process: protein homooligomerization; intracellular copper ion homeostasis. Gene Ontology annotation, molecular function: copper ion binding. The transcript has a single exon. Gene Ontology annotation, cellular component: membrane. The coding region runs from base 1 to 543 and encodes 180 amino acids. The record is from RefSeq and is a predicted model, not a curated record. NCBI's taxonomy places the organism in Eukaryota, Metazoa, Chordata, Mammalia, Chiroptera, Mormoopidae.